AGGUGGAAAACAGGGAAGAGCAAACUCCAAACACGUUUCUUCUCCUCCUCCCACUUUUCUGUUUUCCCGUAUUCAAGGACUUCAUCCUUCAUUCAAGUCUCCUCUAACUCUUCACCACCGCCUCCCAACCCACCCGAAAAAAAAAUAAAGAGGAAAAAACCCACUUCUUUUCUUCUUUACUGCGUAGAUAUAGAAGUUAGUAAUUGGCGGUAGAUUGUUGAAGGGAGAAGAAAGCGAGGAACUUUUAUCUCAAAGAAUUCCAAGGACGCGUCUAAGAAGAAGAAAGAAAGGCUUUUUGACUCUUCAAACAAAUUCUUAUUCUUGAUCUGGUCGGCAGCUGGCUGGCUGCUGAUCAUAUAUAGUUUGAAGCAAAAUUUGGAUUGGUCGGGCUGUCAAUAGAUUCUUUAUAUUGACAGCCCGAUUUUCUAUUUCUUGAAGGCGAUACCCCACCAAAUUCAAACAGGUGGAAUUGUGAAAUUGAAAUUUGACUGGAGUUGUUUGCUGUGUAUUUGAACGAGACAUUGUGAAACUUGAAAGCCAUCAAUACUAUGGGUACCUUGUCUGGGAACCUUCAAAGGCCCAUAAUUGCAGCCUCUGCUGUUUGCAUAGCUUCUAUUUCAUCUGAUUUUCGUGAAAAAUUUUGGCCGAAUAAAUCAUCAGAAACAUGUUCUUCCUCAGAACAAUCGAGUUCGUCUUCGUCUUUGUUAUCUGUUUCGUUAGAUGCACAAAAAUCAUCUUGGGUGUCUAAGGUAUCAGUAUCAAAGCUUGCUAACUUGGCAUUUGCGACAAGAAUUCGUGUUCCCGUGCCUGACAUAUAUAGCCGCAUACCUGUCUCAAGUUCUUGCUCUUUUCCUGGAUGGUUAUAUUCGUCUGUAGCCUCGUCCCCUGCUUUAAUUAACUCAUAUCAAUCGGCUGAGUUGGCGAAAGCCGCCAAGCCGGCUUCUUACGUGUAUGAUGUGAAUUCCUCACCAUCAGAGGUAUUGUAUAGAUGGCAUUUGCCAGAGCCAAAGGCUGUUGAUGUAUCUGGUAGUUCUGAUUGUUCAUCAGUAAAAUCUAGGACAGUGGUGGUUUUGCUUGGGUGGUUAGGUGCAAAGCAGAAGCAUCUGAAUAGAUAUGCAGAGUGGUACACCUCGAGAGGUUUUCAUGCCAUUACGUUUACAUUCCCAAUGUCCGAGAUUCUAAGCUAUCAAGUUGGAGGAAAAGCUGAGCAAGAUAUAGAAUUGCUUGUUAACCAUUUGGCUGAUUGGUUGGAAGAGGAUGGGAAGAACUUGGUAUUUCACACUUUCAGCAAUACAGGGUGGUUGACAUAUGGUGUUGUCUUGGAGAAGCUUCAGAGAAGUGAUCCAAACUUAAUGGGAAGGAUUAAGGGCUGUAUUGUGGAUUCUGCUCCUGUUGCAGCUCCUGAUCCACAGGUCUGGGCUUCUGGAUUCUCUGCAGCUUUUCUGAAAAAGAAUAGUGUUGCAACAAAAGGUGCAACGAGUGAGCAAAGUGCAAAUAUGUCAAAAAGAAACAAAACUAUUGUGGGAGAAGCCAAGCCUGAGUUGACUGAAACUGCACUCUUAGUGGUCCUCAAGAAGUUUUUUGAGGUGGUUUUGAAUCUUCCUACAGUAAAUAGGAGGUUGUCUGAUGUUCUUAGUUUGUUGACAUCACAACAACCUAGCUGUCCACAGCUAUAUAUUUACAGCUCUGCAGAUAGAGUCAUUCCUGCCGGAUCGGUUGAAUCCUUUAUUGAUGGCCAGCGGAAGAAUGGGCGCAAGGUCAGAGCCUGCAACUUCAUUUCCACACCCCAUGUCGACCAUUUCCGGAAUGACCCAAAAUUGUAUUCUUCUCAGCUCACACAGUUUUUAGAUGAUUGUGUGCUGACUUGCUGCAGAAAUUCUUAAAUAGAUUACUAACUAGUCUAACUCAUUCUUUUCUUUGAUUUCCUUAUUCUUUUGUUUUUGUCUCCAAUUUUUCCAUACGCAUAUGACUUGCUCAUUGAUGUAGAGAUUCAAUUAUUGCUCUUUUUUUUUUAACCUUUCUCCCCUUUUGACCUCAAUUAUUAUCUGUACUCAACUUGGAAAGAGACAGUUAUUCAAUUGUAGAAAUUUUCGAUGUAUUUAAACUACUUGACAUUGUCAUCUUCA
This is a messenger RNA of Coffea eugenioides, 2126 nucleotides long. Its product is annotated as transmembrane protein 53. Bases 549 to 1883 code for a protein of 444 amino acids. The record is from RefSeq and is a predicted model, not a curated record. The transcript is spliced from 6 exons. Lineage: Eukaryota; Viridiplantae; Streptophyta; Magnoliopsida; Gentianales; Rubiaceae.